Molecule: messenger RNA, 827 nt
Organism: Elaeis guineensis (African oil palm)
Lineage: Eukaryota; Viridiplantae; Streptophyta; Magnoliopsida; Arecales; Arecaceae
Product: protein translation factor SUI1 homolog
Biological process (GO): translational initiation
Molecular function (GO): translation initiation factor activity
Source: RefSeq, a predicted model, not a curated record
GAAAACCCCAGGAGUUAAGAAUUUUUUUAAUCUCCGUCUAUAAAUAGGAAACUAAGUCUCGGCGAAGGAGUUCAUAAAGAGGACCGAGAGCGGAUCUCCCGUGCGAGCGAUUUAGGGAUCUCAACGACGCGAGUCCAAAUCCUCGUCUCCGGCGAGCUUGAGCAUAACUUUCAAAAAAGCAGGUAGAUAUUUGUUCGUUUGAUCUCUGUCGAUUUUCAACAGUCAAGUGUUCAUGUCUGAUCUUGACGUUCAGAUUCCAACUGCUUUUGAUCCGUUUGCCGAGGCAAAUGCUGAUGACUCUGGUGCUGGUGCAAAAGAGUAUGUGCAUGUGCGCAUACAGCAGCGCAACGGCAGGAAGAGUCUGACCACCGUGCAAGGAUUGAAAAAGGAAUUCAGCUAUAACAAGAUCUUAAAGGAUCUCAAGAAGGAGUUCUGCUGCAAUGGUACUGUUGUCCAGGACCCAGAGCUGGGCCAGGUCAUUCAACUUCAAGGUGAUCAACGGAAGAAUGUGGCCACUUUCCUUGUUCAGGCCGGCAUCGUGAAGAAAGAGCACAUUAAAAUACAUGGUUUCUGAGCAGCUGCAAAUCAAGCAGCAGUAGUGUUACCAGACAGCAGUUGGACAUAUAUUAUCUUGUUAGCUAUUUCUCUCUUCAUGCUUGAUAUAAUCUGUCCUGUGAGACUAUGGGAGCACUUCUCCAGUUGCCUUGUUUCAGUGACCUGACUUGGAUUAAGGACGUAUGCUACGUUGUGUUUUUUGUUGUUAGCUACAGUUUGAAGUUAACUUGUUUGGGUUUGAAUAACAGAUCUUAUAGUUUGGGUACCGUGUA